UGAGAGUGUGUGUGUGUGCGUGUGUAAGAUAAACGGCCGCAAAGUGGCGGAAAAACGUAAAAAUCAUUCAUCGUCGUCGCCGUCGUCGUCCUCGUCGUCGACCUCGUCGACCAGGUCGUCCUCGUCACCUGCCCCACCAGCCACGCAGAGACGCAAAUCCAACGAAGGAUCGGCGGAGCGAGAGACGGAGACCACAGCUCUUUCCCAGAAACAGCAACCGCCAUCAUCCAUUCGCAUAAUGACCAGCUCAGCGAUUUUGGAGCGUACCCCGACUAAGCGGCCAAAUACCACGGCCACAGGGGAGCAGGGCAGCAGGGAGCGAGAACGGGAACGGGACCGGGAGCUGAGUAGUGGGCAUAGCAGUGGAUUGGGUAGUGCUGGCAGUCUACCCGCCUCGCCGCAGAGUGCGGUAACAGUUAGUCCUGCCACGCCUACAACGCCCACAACACCAAAAAGGCCAUUACGCACAUCAACGCCCUCAUCGACACUAGAAAGUGGAAGCGAACGAGAGCGAGAACGUGAAAGGGAACGAGAACGGGAACGGGAACGGGAACGGGAGCAAGAUCGUGAACGGGAACGAGAACGUGAUCGUGAUCGUGAACGGGAAAUCCGUCCAAUUAAAUUGAUAAGCACAGCCAGCACAACAGUACCGACAACAACAACUCCCUGCGGCACAUUAUCGGCCACAGAGCAAUUGCGUAUACCGACAGGAGCCGCUGCAUUCAGUGGAUUUCCCGGAUUGCAUAGCAUGAGCAGUCUAAUGGUGCCAUCAUCGGCUGCCGUUGCGGCAGCUGCAGCCGCCCCCUUCCUGCCCUGGUCACCCAUUUUAUUGCCGCCAUGGAGUCAUGCCCUAUUGCCGGCCGCCUUUUAUCCAGCAGCUUUGCGAAAUGCUUUGCCCGGUCUGUUUGAUGCCAAGGUCCCAUCAUCGCAACGCUCGGGUUUUCACAUAUCGGAUAUACUCAAUUUGGAUGGCUCGGAACUGAAAAAUGCCGCAGCAGCCGCUGCAGCCGCCGCCCAUCAUCAUCACCAUCAGAGUCAGCAACAACAUAGCACCGAACUGAGCUCGGCGGAGGCCACCAAUGGCCAUGGGCAUGGACAUGGCCAUUCCACAGUGCCCCCCACGGCCAAUCUCUCGCCCACGACCAAUGCCACAAGCCUGACAGCUGCCAGCGUUGAGAGCACGGAACAUGGAGCGACUCCCGCCUCGGCUGCAGCUGCAGCUGCUGCCACAGCAUCCUCACAUGGUGGUCCAGAGGGUCAUCAUGGUCCUGCCACAGAACAUCACACUCCAAUCCUUCAGCAUCAACAUCAGCAGCAGCAGCAACAGCAUCAACACCAGCAACAGCAGCAGCACCAGCAACAUCAGCACCAACAGCAAUCACAUCAUCCACAUCCCCUGACGCAUCAUCAUCAACAGCAAGCCCCAUUGACUCCCUUAACCCUAUCCCAUCAUCAUGCCGGCACCGAUGCUGGACAUGCUGCCCAUGCGGCAUCAGCGCAGGCCGCUGCCCAGCUGCUGGCCAGCCAUAAUGCAGCGGCCGCUGCUGCUGUGGCCGCUGGACAAUAUUUGCCCAAGAAUUUCGGCGGCAGCUUCACCGAUGAGAUGUCCUCGUAUCAUCACAUGGCACAGACAAUGCUAUCUCACACGGGACGCAGUGCGUGGAUCAAAGAGAAUGAGCUAUAUGGCACACAACAGCCGGCUAGUCCGGAUAGCACUUCGCCAGUUACCUCGGAAGUAUCCUAUACAUAUAUUGGAUCCAAUUGCCAAACUUCACCCGCUUUAUCGGGCGAUUAUAAGAGCUACAGUCGUUCAGCCGAUAGUGAUGCAUUAUCGGUGGGCGAUGCUUUGCAUACGAUGCAUGGCGCCAAUUCUGGAGCUCCGACGGCGGCGCAUGCCCUGCACAACAACAACAACAAUAAUACCAAUAACAAUAAUAAUAAUAAUAGCUUGAAAAACGAUGCCAUCAGUCACGACGAUAGCCUCAAUGAGGAUGGCAUUGAGGAGGACAUCGACGAUGUCGACGAUGGCGAUGGCAGUGGAGCAGCAAAUGGAAGCGAUGGCAUCCCAAAUAAAAAACGCAAACGACGUGUCCUCUUCACCAAGGCCCAGACAUACGAGUUGGAGCGUCGUUUCCGCCAGCAACGCUAUCUGAGUGCCCCAGAGCGUGAGCAUUUGGCCAGUCUGAUACGCCUAACGCCGACCCAGGUGAAAAUCUGGUUCCAAAAUCAUCGCUACAAGACAAAGCGUGCCCAGAACGAGAAGGGCUACGAAAGUCAUCCGGGACUAUUGCAUGGACAUGCCACACAUCCGCAUCAUCCGUCGGCCUUGCCAUCGCCGCGACGUGUAGCCGUCCCCGUCCUUGUUCGCAAUGGUAAACCCUGCCUGGGCGGCGGUGCUGAUCCUGGCAGUAAAUUGGCACAGGAUUGUGUUAACUCAGCCACAGCGGCCAUGCAGAAUGCAGCCGCCCAUCAUCUGGUGGCCCUCAAUGGAGCUGCAGCCUAUCAACAUGUGGCAGCCGCAGCAGCCGCCGGCCUUCAUGCCCAUGCCCAUGCCCACGCCCAUCCCCAUGCGCAUGCCCAAAGAGCAGCCUGGUGGCCCUAAUAUUGUUAGGUUCUCCAGGAGCAGCAGCAGCAAGUAGCAGCUAACUGGAAACUCGAAUAAUUGUUUGGUUUGAGUUUCAAUCUUUUCAUGUGUUUUUUUUUUCGUUUUCGUUUUCGUUUUCUUUGUUCUUCUUUGAACAAUUUCCCAACUUGGUGCAAUAUCCAAACUCAAGACCAACUUAGACCAGUCCCCCAAAAGCUACUACAACACAUUGCUAAGCUCCUCCUCCUUAACAAAACAAACAAACAAAUACAAAACAAAAAGAAAGAAAAGAAAAGCCAA
Messenger RNA from Drosophila willistoni, 2884 nucleotides. It is a transcript of the gene vnd, whose product is annotated as homeobox protein vnd. Gene Ontology annotation, cellular component: nucleus. Gene Ontology annotation, molecular function: RNA polymerase II cis-regulatory region sequence-specific DNA binding; DNA-binding transcription factor activity, RNA polymerase II-specific. The transcript has 3 exons. The record is from RefSeq and is a predicted model, not a curated record. Gene Ontology annotation, biological process: cell differentiation; regulation of transcription by RNA polymerase II. NCBI's taxonomy places the organism in Eukaryota, Metazoa, Arthropoda, Insecta, Diptera, Drosophilidae. The coding region runs from base 239 to 2602 and encodes 787 amino acids.